CCAUCCAAACAACACCUCCGCCUUACAAAUCCCGCGCUGGCUUCGCUCAUUCGAACUUUCCACUCUCACACUCGAUUUCCCUCCGGUUCCUCCGAUGGCUCAGCCGAUCAUUCUCUCCGACGAAGACCAAACGCCCUUGACAACACCAGUUCAAUCUCUCUCCAAGAAGCCCCGAACCGGGCCACCCGAUGGGAAAACCCACACAAUUCUGGUCCUCGACGACCCGACCCCAGAGAAACCGGGCCCCACCUCCUCUCUCUCCUCCACGCCGUCGUUCGUUGCCGAGACUCCGAUGUCCGACCUGGUUAUCGUCAAAUGCUCCAUGGCCUCUUCGCUUGAUCACCAAAGUAGGGUUUCAACAAGUUUUGAUAGAAAUUUCCCUGGAAGUAAUGGACUGAUAUGUUUGGAGUCUGACAAUGAAUCUGAAGGUGGUUCUGGAAGGGACAAUCUGGCAAAGAAUGAAACAUCUUCUGGUGCUGCUGACGAUAAGAACUUAGAAUGGCAUUCUAGAGCUGUUAAUUUGUCAUGUUUCCUUGGGAAUGCCGAUCUGAUCCAGACAUCUGAGGACUAUUCUUCACAACCAACCUGUCUGCUCCAUGAUAGUGAUAUGGUUGAGGAUUGCCCUGACAAAGAAAAUUUUAGCAUAGAGCAGAUGAGUAAUAUCCCAACCACAAGAAGAGGUAAACAAGUGAAUGUUGUAAAGAAAACUGGCCAAGCUGAAACUGUGGGGAAGAAGAAGAGGAUGACAAAAGAGGAAAGAAUGCUCUUAAUGGAAGAAAAAAAACAAAAGAAGGAACAAGAAAAAUUGCAAAAAGCAACACUGAAGGCUGAGGCCGCUGAAAUGAAAAAAUUGGAGAAAGAAAAGCUAAAAUGGGAAAAGGGAAAGUUUGCACAAAAAUCUAUUGUGGCUGAAAUUGACACGAAAGUAGUUGAACUAGGCUCAGUAGGAGGACAUCUGCUUUCAAGGUUUGCAGAGAAAGGAUUUACAUAUCGCAUAGCCUCAAAUCCAAUUGAAAGAUCAAUUGUGUGGUCCAUGACAGUUCCUGAACAUAUUUCUCAGCUCUCUCCACAAGGAAUGGUGAUUCAAUAUGUAUUACUUGUAUAUGAAGCAGAAGAGUUUUGUAAUCUUGUUCUCAAUGAAUCAUUUAUGGAUCAUGUUUCCAGAGUUAGAAGACAUUAUCCAUCUUAUACAAUUUGCUUCCUUACAAAUAGGUUAAUGGCAUAUCUUCAUAAAAGGGAAAAGGAACAGUACAAAAAUCUGGCAAACAAUAAUAGUUGGACACGUCCACCUGUUGAGGAGGUACUGGCAAAGUUAACCACACAUUUUGUCAGGGUUCAUUCCAGACAGUGCAUUGAUGAAGCUGAAUUGGCUGAACAUGUUGUUGGUUUAACAAGCAGCCUAGCCUCUUGCCAAUUUAGAAAGAAAUUAACGCGACUUUCUGUAAAUGCCAAUGGGUUACUGGUCCCUAAGGACUCUGUUGAUAGGAAUUUAAUUAAGAAGAGCCCAUGGUUGAAAGCUUUGGUAGCUAUUCCAAAGGUACAGCCCCGAUUUGCCAUGGCUAUAUGGAAGAAAUAUCCUACCAUGAAAGCUCUGUUGAGUGUUUACAUGGACCCUAAUAAAUCAGUGCAUGAAAAGGAAUUUCUACUCAAGGACUUGACCACCGAAGGGUUACUUGGUGGCGAUAGACGAUUAGGUGAGGUUUGCUCGAAGAGGGUGUACAGAGUACUUAUGGCUCAAAAUGGAGCCAUCAAAACUGAUGAUGUGGAGGAUGGUGCUGAUUUCUUCAGAUGCUAGUCAUAUUAAAUAACUUCCAAUGGUACAUGUCUCUGUAGUUGGAUCUGAUGACAACAUUGUUGAAAUUGGAAUACACUGUCAAGUGGCAUGCAAAAUCGACCCAUAUCCUCAAAAUCAAAUUGUCUCAAGAUCAUCUCGCCGCUCGGCUGAUGUGAACCAACCAAUUGCCAGUGAAUGUGCGGAGAUAAGUGCUUCUUCAUUUAACUUCCUAUAUAAAUUUGAAGCAUUUUAGGGUUGCAAAAGUGGCCAACAAAAUAGCCAAUUAUUUUCGUGGUGUCGAUAUCUAUUUCAGCAAUGCCAUUUUCAAGUAUGAUGUUUAGUUACAUCUGAAUCUUGAGCCCUUUUACCUGUCACGUAAAUGCUUUACUUGAUGAUAAGAGUAAAUCUUAUAUGAAGUAAAUGAUUUUCUGAGGACAUUCAUCAUCA
Mangifera indica (mango) is the source of this 2221-nucleotide messenger RNA. Its product is annotated as crossover junction endonuclease EME1B-like. Gene Ontology annotation, cellular component: Holliday junction resolvase complex; nucleus. Gene Ontology annotation, biological process: DNA repair. Lineage: Eukaryota; Viridiplantae; Streptophyta; Magnoliopsida; Sapindales; Anacardiaceae. The record is from RefSeq and is a predicted model, not a curated record. The coding region runs from base 95 to 1795 and encodes 566 amino acids. The transcript has 13 exons. Gene Ontology annotation, molecular function: nuclease activity; DNA binding.